ACUCCUGCCAACGCCCCGGCCUCGUAUCAUCGCUGAAGCCACCAAACCAGGUGGCAGUGGGCCACAAGCGCACACACACAGGACAGGCAAGAGAUGAUUGGCGUGGGGUUGGCGGGGGUCGGGGGUGCGGUGAAAUGGGUACCUUGUUCUCUUGUUGGCGCGUUUGCGUAGCUCGUCUGUCUCCGUCGUCUUGUCGAGGAUAUCCUCAGUCUGGCGGCUGAUCUUGCUCUUGAGAUGCCGCUCGCGCAACCUGGUGACACACACAACGAGAUAGAGAUGGAGUCAGUGGAGUGACUGUGUGGGUUCUCUCUCGGCUGCUAGAUGGUCGGCUGACCGUGCUGCACUUAGCUGCUUCUCUGCCACCUCCAAAAUUCCAUCCCCUGCCGCGUUGCGAUAGUGGAAUCCCUCGCCGUGGCACUCAAUGGCCAAUCCACAGCCGCCAUGCGCGUCGAUCGUGGUGGUCUCGGUGCUCCGCUGUGGCUGGUAAUUGUUGUUGUCCUUGUCGUUGUGGGGCCUGUGCAUCAGUCCGAUGCCGAGACGGGCCAGCUCCUGUGGUCCAAGCACCAUGCCGUCAUAAAGGGCAUCGGCGAAUCUCUGGAACGUGAAACAGUGGGGACGCUCCCGCCACCCGGGCUGCUCCUCUCUCUCCACCUCCCGCCGAUCCCGCCGCGCCGCCAUGCGCUUCUGGGCCCGCUGUUGCUGCUGCGCUCGUGUCUCCGCCUUCAUGCCAUUGGGAGUCUCCUUCUCCUUUUCCUUAGUUGCAAAUGUGCCCGGGUAUUUCCGCCUCAGGGUCGUGUCGAUGUUCACCAUGCUGUGCCGCAGGUCGUCCACCGAUGGAACGGUGGUCAUGUUUCGAUAGGGAAGGGGGUGCACGCUGUGUGACGGAAGUCGACCGUUGGGUAUCGUUGGAAACGUUUGUUAUUGUUGUGGCGAUGACCAGUACUUGCUGGGCUUUGCAAAUGCCUUGCAGCCUGCCUGAGUACAACUUGAAUCCUCG
Vitrella brassicaformis is the source of this 997-nucleotide messenger RNA. The record is from the annotation of a GenBank genome assembly. Lineage: Eukaryota; Vitrellaceae.